Messenger RNA from Penicillium maclennaniae, 1044 nucleotides. RefSeq names its product sterol desaturase family protein. Gene Ontology annotation, molecular function: iron ion binding; C-4 methylsterol oxidase activity. The transcript has a single exon. The record is from RefSeq and is a predicted model, not a curated record. Bases 1 to 1044 code for a protein of 347 amino acids. Lineage: Eukaryota; Fungi; Ascomycota; Eurotiomycetes; Eurotiales; Aspergillaceae. Gene Ontology annotation, biological process: ergosterol biosynthetic process.
AUGGCGGAACGCAACCCUAAGGACUCGAUGAAGUCCACCUGGCGGCAUCAAGCUCGCUCAGAGUGGACCCUAUUCCACUGGUUCUAUGAAGUACUGGGCAUCCAUCCCGAACAUCUCGACCAGCAGGUUCCAACCCACAUAAAGGAAGACGCCGUCCCGUAUGUACCAGACUGGUCUAUGCAUCGCUGGGUACUCACGCACGCGGUGAUCCCCCUUCUACUUCACCACGCCUACGUCCAAUAUACCGGCCAUAACCUUGGCCGCUUAGGCGCCUUCAUCUUAUAUAGUUUAUCCUUCAAAGCAAUCGCCAUCCACGAACUUCAUGUGCUCCGACGCCUGGGCCACACCCACGGCUUCCUAGACGGAGACAAGCACGCCCGCGAUGGCGUCCCAGACAUCGGCGUGAGCAAGGUCGUCCGCUCCCUCAUGUCCACCUCGACCUUCCGCCCCAUGUUCACCGUCCUACUCGCCUACCGCGUCGCCGAAGCUCCAGCAUCAAUGAGUUUUGCCUGGCUACCGCUGGAAAUCGGUCUCUACGGAAUCAUCCUCGACUUCUGGUUUUAUUGGUACCACCGUCUGAUGCACGACGUAGACGGUCUCUGGAAAUACCACCGCACCCACCAUCUCACAAAGCAUCCAAACCCGCUCCUCACACUAUACGCCGACAUGGAGCAGGAGUUCUUCGAUAUCGCAGGCAUCCCGCUAAUGACCUGGUUCACGAUGCGGUUCAUGGGUAUGCCGAUGGGUUUCUACGAAUGGUGGAUCUGCCACCAGUACGUCGUUUUCGCAGAGCUAGCGGGACACAGUGGGUUGCGCGUGCACGCCACCCCGCCAUCCACGCUGAGCUUUGCACUGCGCUGGUUCAACGCAGAGCUCGUGAUUGAGGACCAUGACCUGCAUCAUCGCAAGGGCUGGAAGAAGAGUCAUAAUUAUGGCAAGCAGACUCGUCUGUGGGAUCGGAUUUUUGGUACUUGCUGUGAUCGCAUUGAGUCGGUGGAAAAUAAUGUGGAUUAUGCGAAUCAGUCACCUAUGCCUCUUUAUUGA